UAUAUAAAGGUGUGUAAAUACAUGCGGUAUUUAUUGGCGUUUAUAUAGAUUAGGUCGAUAGACUAUCGGGCCGUCGACAGAAGACAUUGAGCGGGACUUUUUAAAAUUUUCACAAGUUGGAGAAUAAAAGAAAAGUAAAGGAUAUUUGUUGCGACGAAUCAAAAAAAAUAAUUACCUUCAUCAUAAUACAUGCAGUGUUGAAUCACAGACUUAAUUACAAGAUCCUCGUCACGGUUAACAUUCUAACUAAACAAGAACACAGUCAUUUUUUAUUCCAAUGAGUGUCCAGAUGAGCGAAAAAAGCACCCUCGAAAUGCUAGAGCCCAAAGAAAUCCGCGUGUCAGUACCUUGGGGCCACGUAGCGGCUAGAGCUUAUGGAUCACCAGUAGACUUUCCAGUAUUGCUGGUCCACGGAGUCCUUGAUAACGCCGGCUCCUUUCACCGACUGAUAUCACAUCUGCCGUCCAACUACUACUACGUAGCAAUCGACUUGCCGGGUCACGGUUUGUCGUCUCACUUCCCGACCGGUUUGCCCUUGAACUUUCUCAACUACGUCCUGGUCCUGAGGUACGUCAUAGAAGAGUUCAACUGGCCAAAACUACAUAUUGUGAGCCACAGUCUCGGCGCCCAGCUGUCCGUUUUCUACACUUUUAUAUACCCCGGACGUGUCCAGCGCUUGGUCGUUUUGGAGGGCUUUUAUCCGCGCGUCUUGUCAGAGCACCAAUUGUUGCCUUGGAUUAGAAAAACUUUGGACUCAGCCACCAAACAGGACACUCCCUGGACCUACACGCGCGAACAAGUUAUGCAUUCGCUAAAGUUCAAGAGAAACUUCGCGCUAAACAGCGCCGCGGCCGAGGCAAUGUUUGACAGAUCGGUCACGAAAAUCGGUAACGACAGCUAUCGAUACAAUCGUGAUCCGCGGCUCAAAACUUACUUUUUGCCCCUCUUAAGUCACGACCAGCUGAUAGGUCUUCUACAAAAGGUUGACGUCAAGAUUUUGGGAUUGUUUGCCCAAAGUUCGGCUGAAAUGUAUUUACCGAAAGCCGUGCGCGAGUCCGCGAAACUCGUCGAAGGCCUUCUCGAUGCCAAAAUAACUUUUGUGCCGGGUAAUCAUGACAUGCACAACAAUCACCCCGAGCGAGUAGCGCCUUACAUAAUCGCAUUCCUGCGUGAUAACAAUCUAGUUAGUAAAUUGUGAAAGUUAUACGUAUUUAAAAGUACAGAGUUUUUUUUUUGUUGAUGUGUCAAUAAAAUCUACUUGGUGAAUAUUUUUACUAAGCUACAAAAUUAUUUUAUACCAAAUAAUUAGACUUUUAUAGUGAAAACAUUUAUCACACAUUUAGUCAUUAGUUUACUUGGUCAUGGGUUUUCUGGUAUUACUCUCCAUUGUUUAAUCACGGGUUGAAAAUUAAGUGCUUGUGCGUUGGAUGAACUGAAGUGGGAGCAGGACUACACAUCAUAGGACACAGCUUUGGGGCACAUUUGGGGUUUUUCUUUACACUAUUGUACCCUGAGAGAAUUAAAAAACUAGUUCACUUGGAUGACAGCCUCGAGGUUUAUCAAAAAAGAAGAGCUCAUUCAUAGAAUCAGGGAGGAACAAAAUACAGCAGCAGAAGCUGUACUUAGUAAAAUUAUGUGUCCUCACAUCCGUGUUUACUGCAUUAAACCUCACAUGGUGUAAACCAUACAUUUUUCUAGCUCUUUCUCUAUUUUAUU
Molecule: messenger RNA, 1716 nt
Organism: Copidosoma floridanum
Lineage: Eukaryota; Metazoa; Arthropoda; Insecta; Hymenoptera; Encyrtidae
Product: serine hydrolase-like protein
Cellular component (GO): membrane
Source: RefSeq, a predicted model, not a curated record